AUUUCCAGUUUUUCAGCGCCGUACUGAGCGAGUAAAUAUAGGGUCUACUUCCUUUCCGACAGAGGAACUCCUAGUGGCAUUGCUACACGUUGACUCGUAAUUCAACCACAACGUUAAGAUGUCAGGAGGUUUAGACGUCUUAGCCCUCAAAGAGGAUGACGUUACCAAAAUGUUGGCGGCUUGCACCCAUUUGGGUAGCGAGAAUGUUAAUUUCCAAAUGGAGCAGUAUGUUUACAAGCGUCGCGUUGAUGGUGCUGGGGUGAAUAUUAUCAACCUUCGUCACACUUGGGAAAAGUUAUUGCUUGCUGCUCGUGCAAUUGUUGCUAUUGAGCAUCCCAGCGAGGUGUUUGUAAUCAGUUGUAGAUCGUAUGGCCAAAGGGCUGUGCUGAAAUUUGCUGCACACACUGGUGCUACUCCCAUUGCUGGACGUUUCACUCCUGGUGCCUUUACCAAUCAGAUCCAGGCUGCCUUCCGUGAACCCAGACUUCUUAUUGUCACUGAUCCAGCUACUGACCAUCAACCCAUCACAGAAGCUAGUUAUGUGAACAUUCCAGUAAUCGCAUUUUGCAAUACUGAUUCGCCUCUACGUUUCGUCGACAUUGCGAUUCCAAGCAACAACAAGAACCCACAUAGCAUUGGUUUAAUGUGGUGGCUGCUAGCUCGUGAGGUUCUUCGUCUUCGUGGAUCCAUUGCACGUGAGACCAAAUGGGACGUAGUCGUUGACUUGUUCUUCCACAGAGAUCCUGAUGAGGCUGAGAAGGAAGAACAGGCAGCUAAGGAAAUAGCUCCACCACCUAAGGAAUUCACUGCAGCUCCCGAACCUGCACCAGUAGCCGAGGUUGCUUGGAAUAACGAAGUUCCAGGUGCCCCUCCUGCCGAAAACUGGGGUGAUGAUGUAGUUCAACCUGUUGCUCCUGCAAUCCCUACAGAAGAAGCUGCUCCUCCUGCUACUUAUCCUCGUCCAGCAAAUGUGGACUGGGCUGCUCAGGAUCCUGAGGAAUGGGCUCCAACCACGCCUGCUACCACCGCUGCCCAAAGUUGGGGUGGUGCUACCAACGAAACAUGGUAAAUGUCAUCAUCCUUGUGACUACCACGAGAUGACUGCACUUUGUACAAUUGUAAUAAAGUGAGCUAAACUUUAA
Molecule: messenger RNA, 1142 nt
Organism: Cephus cinctus (wheat stem sawfly)
Lineage: Eukaryota; Metazoa; Arthropoda; Insecta; Hymenoptera; Cephidae
Gene: sta
Product: 40S ribosomal protein SA
Exons: 6
Coding region: 119-1069 (316 amino acids)
Biological process (GO): ribosomal small subunit assembly; cytoplasmic translation
Cellular component (GO): cytosolic small ribosomal subunit; ribosome; 90S preribosome
Molecular function (GO): structural constituent of ribosome
Source: RefSeq, a predicted model, not a curated record